AUGGAUCCUCUAUCGGUGGCUACCUCGGUGGCAGGCGUCGCCGCCACGGGUCUCCAAUUAUCUCAAACAAUCUACGAUCUUAUCUCCACAUUCUACGAAGCAGAGAGAGAGAUGUCGAGUAUCGCAAACGAUAUAUCACUUUUAGCUACCGUUCUCCAUCAGCUAGAGGGCGUUCUCCGACGAGACUCACGAGUCUACCAACCACGCAUGGUCGAAGUGGUUCACGAGAUCCUAGAUACUUGCGAAGAUGUCUUCCAAAGCAUUUCGAAGUUCAUAUCUCGACAUCGCGUUAGACCAUUGCAGGCCGGACUAGAAUCUAUGAAAUCAACAUUGAACGUAUUGUUGCAUGUCGUCCAAUUGGCACGGGCUACUGAAGCAGCGAAGUUUUUCAUACCCAACGCCGGAACAGUCUUCACACAAGCGGACAUUCGAAAGGAGAGUAGGAUGCUCGUGGGAGUUGUGCUAGAAAAUCGGCGAAGUAUCUUGAGUCUUAAACAGAUUGAAGAGGAUCGCGACAGACGACAAAACUUGCGGAACAUAAUCGAGAAUAAGCGGGAUAGUGAGGGGACUGAUAGCGACGUAGCUCUGGAUGACGGUGCACCAAAGACGGAGCGUAAGGCUCGUCCCACGGAAAGGACCAACAUUGGUGGGUUCAGUUCAGUCGGAGGCUGGGCAGGAGGCGGUAGUGCGAACACCAGCACCCAUAUGGACUCCUUUUCGAAGGCUGCGAAGGAUUCAGCAACAGACACGACAUACAGCAACAAAGAAAACAAGAAAAAGACCACUACUACCGGUUUGGACUCUGGGUUUGGGAUUUGGGGCCCACGUGAAGAAGGAAAUGAGGUAGAAGAAGCCGAAGAAAUCAAGGCACGAGGCGAAGAUGGUUGGGUGACCUUUACUACCACCACCACCACAGAAAAGGAGCACAAGAAAAACGCUUGGCUCAACGAUGUUUCCAAGAAUCCAAAUCCGACUGUCAUUGACAACGCACCGGAAAACACGGUAGCAGCGGCAGAUGGCUCAUGGAGCGCCUGGGGUGUCGCAUCUAAUGAAGACAAGGAAGCAAAGGAAAAGAUGGAGGAAAGAAAGAAUAUCCAGAAGGGGGUGGAGGACAAUAAUCGUAGAUCACGUGAUGUGUCGCCUGACCUAAGUGUACCGGCGAGAUCGUCAUCACACUCCGAACAUAUUGUCCAAGACUACAAGGUCUCAGAAGCUGGUUCAGGUGGUAGCAGACUGAUAUCGGUCAAUGAAAGUCCAGACUUGGUUCACGCUGAUAGCGCUUCUAUCAGCCAGCCAAGCCAUUCAGGGAUCCAUUCAGACCCACAAUCUCAGUCCCCUGCUUCUGUGCACUAUUUUAUUGCGCCCGAGAUCCCACUCGCGGAUGACACUGUACAUUCUCCUAUGGAAGACCUUGCUAUGGAGCCCAGCGGACCCCAAAUUACAGCAAGUACGAAGGGAUUAGACACAAAAUUCGGCAAGAGCCAAUGGUCACCGCCUGAAACGGAGAUAGUAACGCCAACCGCGCAAUGGUUCCUGAGCGUUGUACCUCACGAAUCGAGUGUCACAGCAUUGAUCGUAAGACCUCGGCCUGGAGACGCGAACCAUCUCAGGACUCGAGCGGAAGAGACGGCCAAAACACUCUUGCUCAAUUGGACUACUGUCGAUCCCGGCGUCAUUUCCGGAGAGGAGAGUUUUUGGAAUUCUGGACGCUGGAAUUCUACCAACGAUUCCUAUUUUUAUCCCCACAGACCAGCAAGAGAUGAGAAUGUUCCAACCCAGCCAUAUCAUGUGCCCUACCCGCAUCAAUCGUACCCAACGUAUACACCGCAACAGUGGUAUGCGCCGCCAGUAUUCCCCCCACUUCCUUCCCCGCCAGUAUUCACUCCACUUCCUCCCCCGCUGCCAGUAACCACUCCAUCUCCUCCCCCCGAAGAUAAGCAAACGGAUAGUGAGGAGCUCGCUCGUUUGAAGAAGCUGAUUCUAGACGAAAAGGCAGAACAAGACGAGAGGGCAGCGGCAGCGGCAGCGGCAGCAGCAGUCCCACCAUCAACCGCAGCCGUCGUAUCUAUCGCAACAGAGGACACGUCAGAAGAUGCCAUGCAGCGCGAAAAUAAUUAUACGGAAGCAGUGGACUCGGUGCAGAGGCAGCAAGUGCACAUUACGCCGUGGAAGGCAGAACCCUCGAGACAACAGCCGGUCAUAAUGAGGGAUUGGUUUGGCCGGAAGUUCAUCUUCCCCGUCGACAUGUGCCAGACCUGGGAGGGGCUCCAUAAUCUGAUCCAGGAAGCUUUUGGGCAUGAACUUAAACACAGGUCAAUGGUCGAGAAGGGCUACUACAACAUAUCCCACGUUACGGGCGAAAUAAUCCUCCCCUCGAUUUGGGAAUUGUUCGUACGACCUGGUUUGGAGAUCAACAUGGAACUGCAGGACGUACUUGACGCAGAUCUAGACGACUCUGGCGGUAAAGCGAUGGUGGGCGGUAGAAGAGAAAAGACUGGUCCGAAAACAUUGACACCACCGCAUGCACCGGAGGUGCCCACGCUUGGAAGCCCGAUGGUCCUGCAAUCUAGGAGCGACGAGGAAGCUUCUAUUAACGACGUCGCAAACGAUGAAGCAGACUACUCAGUUCCGGACGGGAUCAGCUACGUAGAGCUGUCGGACCCUCGCUAUCUGUCGAUUGAAAAGGUACUUCUUGAGCAAAAGAUGGCCAAAGUCGAGGCGGAAAUGAAGCUCGAACGCAACAGGCGUUUCUUCCAACUCAAGCAACAGCUCAUGGACCAGGGCGCUGCGAUUCAUGCGCGGCAGGAUGCUGCUGACCAUGCAGAGCAAGACAAUAAGUUGGCGUGGUUGGAGAAGCAAGUCAGGGAUCAAAAGGAGGUGCUUGAUGGACUACCGCCACUCUUGAUGACUCCGCCAAGCUCCAACGCUGGCGAUUCGUUGAGCAAGAGUCCAAGCAGUCCGCAGCGGAACCCUUCCUUUGUGGCACGCCUGUUGGGUCGCAUACCGUCUCGGAGUAUCCGUUCCAGGGGCUCCAUCCAGAGUCAGCAAAUGAUAACCGAGGGUUGA
Molecule: messenger RNA, 3066 nt
Organism: Letharia lupina
Lineage: Eukaryota; Fungi; Ascomycota; Lecanoromycetes; Lecanorales; Parmeliaceae
Exons: 4
Coding region: 1-3066 (1021 amino acids)
Source: RefSeq, a predicted model, not a curated record